AUGUCAUUAAUAAAAGCCCUGGUUUUCAGGUCAAGCAAAAGAGCACACUUUGCCAACCUUGCCUGUCUCGAAAGAGCUAAAAGACACAAUUCCCUGGCUCCAAACACGUUUAAUACCGCUGUCGAGGCAGCCGAAAAGUUGGUCCAGCCGUCUAAAUCAAAACUGUUCAACGAUCCUUUUUCCAUCGUGAGCCAUGAAAUGUCGUCGUUAGCGAAGCUGAUAGCCAGUUUAAUUGGUUCGGGCCAUUCCACGUUAAAUCGGGUUUCAAGUUAUUACUUCGAGGCAGAGGGCAAGAACGUUCGUCCGCUCGUGGUGCUUCUUCUUUCAAAAGCAUUGCUGAAAAUACCUUUGGAAGAGAGAAACAGAAUCAAAAUCGAUAGCCAAGACGUGACUGAGCAGCUGGUGUAUCCUGGAACGCCGCAGGGCACGGUCGUUGCUGGAAAUUCCGUAAACAAGUCGAUAUCUCCCUUGGCGGUUUUGCACGGGAUCAACCCAAAGGUGAUUUUGGAUCCUUUGCUGAAACCCAUGGAUGAGCUUCCUCAGAUGGAUGCUGCCAAUGGCAUUUUGCCCAAACAGAGAAGGUUGGCGGAGAUUGUGGAGAUGAUACACACGGCCUCGUUGCUACACGAUGAUGUUAUAGAUUUUGCCGAUGCUCGCCGGGGCCGUCCUAGUGGGAAUAUCGCCUUCACUAACAAAAUGGCAGUUUUGGCUGGCGACUUUCUUUUGGGAAGAGCUUCUGUGGCCAUCGCCAGGUUGCGUAACCCGGAAGUGAUUGAAUUGUUGUCGACGACAAUUGCCAAUUUGGUGGAGGGUGAGUUCAUGCAGUUGAAGAAUACCGUCAUCAGCAACGAUGAGUCCACCAUCAACAACGACGGCGAAAUCAAGGACAUUCCAAAACCUACAGGCAAAGUGCCUGUAAAGCAGCACAACUAUCGCGUGGAUAAACCCAAAGAGGUUGACCACAACGUCAAUGUCGAUGCUGCGUUUGAAUACUACUUGCAUAAGACGUACCUCAAAACAGCAUCGUUGAUGUCGAAGCUGUCGAGAGCUGCUGCCGUAUUGAGUGGUGCUCAAGAUAAUAUCAUUGAACACUGCUACGAGUACGGACGCAACUUGGGCUUGUGUUUUCAGAUCGUUGACGAUAUGUUGGAUUACACCUCGAGCAACAGUGCUAUUGGAAAGCCCAGUCAGGCUGACCUCAAGUUAGGGUUGGCCACUGCACCUAUCUUGUUUGCCUGGAGAGAAGAACCAAAUCUCGAUGAGCUCAUUGGUAGAAAAUUUAGCGAGCCAGGUGACGUGGACAUUGCCCGCAGAGCGGUAGACAAGUACAACGGAGUGGAGAAAACUCGUGCCAUGGCUGAGGACUAUUGCAUGCGGGCACUCAAAAACCUCAGACAGCUUCCAGAGUCCGACGCGAGAAGCGCUUUGGAGUUCUUAACCAAUUCCGUGUUGACUAGAACAAAAUAA
This is a messenger RNA of Candidozyma auris, 1467 nucleotides long. Its product is annotated as trans-hexaprenyltranstransferase. Gene Ontology annotation, cellular component: transferase complex. The record is from RefSeq and is a predicted model, not a curated record. The transcript has a single exon. Gene Ontology annotation, biological process: ubiquinone biosynthetic process; isoprenoid biosynthetic process. NCBI's taxonomy places the organism in Eukaryota, Fungi, Ascomycota, Pichiomycetes, Serinales, Metschnikowiaceae. Gene Ontology annotation, molecular function: prenyltransferase activity. Bases 1 to 1467 code for a protein of 488 amino acids.